Molecule: messenger RNA, 5725 nt
Organism: Nerophis ophidion (straightnose pipefish)
Lineage: Eukaryota; Metazoa; Chordata; Actinopteri; Syngnathiformes; Syngnathidae
Gene: si
Product: sucrase-isomaltase
Exons: 49
Coding region: 20-5557 (1845 amino acids)
Biological process (GO): carbohydrate metabolic process
Molecular function (GO): carbohydrate binding; alpha-1,4-glucosidase activity
Source: RefSeq, a predicted model, not a curated record
AAAUACGCCACCAGGCUAGAUGGCAAGUCGGAGACGGAGAGACAUCAGGGGUGUCAAACCUACGGCCAGGUCUGUGAACAGGAUUUAUCCGGCCCGGGAGAUGAUGUUGAUGGGGAGACGGCGGUUCUCGGGUUUGGAGGUGACCUUAAUGGUCAUGUUUGCAUUGAUGUUGGUGGUAUCCAUCGUUUUUAUAGUUCUGUUUGCUACCGGCGAACCUGGCACUCUUAAGGAUGAGACAACAGAUGAAUUUGUUCCGCAGUGUCCGAGCAUUCCUCUGGCAGAGAGAGUGGACUGCUUCCCUGAUUCCGGAGCCUCCAUGAAAGGAUGCCAGCUGCGUGGAUGUUGCUGGAGUCCAGUCGACGAACGGAAUGUGCCCUGGUGCUUCUUUUCCGCCAACCAUGGAUACACCGUCGAAUCGGUGGAGCAACCCAACACUUAUGUAAUGAAGGCCAAUUUGAAGAGGAUGGCCUCCCCUUCCUUGUUCGGAGAAGAUAUCCAAGAACUGUCAUUUCAUGCUGAAAUGCAAACAAGCAACCGUCUUCGUUUUAAGAUAACGGACGCCCACAAGCAGAGGUUUGAGGUUCCCCAUGAACACGUCAACAGCCUCAGCAACAACCCGACCAGCCCCAUUGACGGCACACUGGUGAUCAGAAAAAACCCGUUCGGCCUGGCUGUUCGAAGGAAGGAGAGCAACAAAGUCCUGUUUGACACCAUGGGUCCGUUAGUGUUCGCAGACCAAUACCUGCAGCUGUCGGCCAAACUUCCAUCCCAUAAUAUUUACGGCCUGGGAGAACACGUGCACAGGCAGUUUCGCCACGACACGUACUGGAGGACCUGGCCCAUCUUCACCAGAGACGCUUUCCCAAACGGGGGAACACACAACCUGUAUGGACAGUAUCCCUUCUUCCUUUGUCUGGAAGAUGAAAGUGGGAAGUCGUUUGGCGUCUUCCUCAUGAACAGCAAUGCGAUGGAGGUCACCCUGCAGCCUGCGCCGGCUGUGACCUUCAGAACAAUUGGAGGAGUCUUGGACUUUUAUAUCGUUUUCGGAGACUCACCGGAACAUGUGGUGCAGGAGUUCCUUGAGCUUAUUGGCAGGCCUGUCAUUCCGCCGUACUGGUCACUGGGAUUCCAGCUUUCCAGGUGGAACUACGGCAACUUGAGUGAGGUCAAGGCAGUCGUGGAAAGAAACCGUGCAGUGGGCCUUCCAUAUGAAAUCCAGUAUACCGACAUUGACUACAUGGAGGACAAGAAAGUCUUCACAUAUGACAAAGUCAAGUUCCAAGACCUGCCGCAGUUUGCCGACUAUCUUCACCAGAAGGGACAGAAAUACAUCCCCAUCCUGGAUCCUGCUAUUGGCACCAGUAAGAGGGUCGGGGGAGCGCCGUACGAGUCCUUCGAUCGAGGAACCAAGACGAAUGCAUGGGUCACCGAACCAGACGGGAAAACUCCUUUACUUGGAGAGGUGUGGCCAGGAGAGACAGUUUUUCCAGAUUACACCAGGCAAAGUUGCAUCGACUGGUGGGUUGAUGAGUACGAGCGAUUCGCUCAGGAGAUAAAACAUGACGGCAUCUGGAUAGACAUGAAUGAGGUGGCUAAUUUCAAGAAAGGAUCAAUUAAAGGAUGUGCCGACAACAAACUCAACUAUCCUCCCUACACUCCAAAGAUCCUGGAUGAGGUGAUGUACAGUAAGACUCUGUGCAUGGAUGCCAAGCAGGCCUGGGGGGACCACUAUGACGUCCACAGUCUCUACGGCUACUCAAUGGUCCUGGCCAUGGAAAAAGCUCUGCAGCGUGCGUUUGGAGGAAACCGGACACUGAUACUGACCCGCUCCUCCUUUCCAGGUGUGGGCAAAUAUGCGGGUCACUGGCUGGGGGACAACGCUGCCAAUUGGAACGACAUAAAAUGGGCCAUCCCCGGCAUGCUUGAGUUUGGUCUGUUUGGGGUCCCUUACAUCGGAGCCGACAUCUGUGGGUUUUUCGACGACAGCGGCGAAGAGUUGUGUCGUCGGUGGAUGCAAGUGGGAGCCUUUUACCCCUUCAGCCGCAACCACAACGCCGAGGGCUACAAGCCUCAGGAUCCAGCUUCAUAUGGCGCUGACUCCCUCCUGGUGGAGAGCUCCAAACGAUACCUGAGCAUCCGCUACACUCUCCUGCCCUACCUGUACACACUCUUCUACAAAGCCAACACCGUGGGGGAGACUGUAGUGCGACCCCUGAUGCACGAGUUCUAUUCUGACGAAAAAACCUGGACUGUGGACCGUCAGUUUCUCUGGGGAAAACACCUGCUCAUCACACCUGUGCUAGACCCGGGCGUGGAAAUGUUGGAUGCAUACAUCCCGGAUGCUUUGUGGUAUGACUAUGAGACGAGGAAAGCACUGCAAGACCGCAGAAAACACAUUCAGCUGCAUUUGCCAGGCGACAAGCUCGGUCUACACAUCAGAGGCGGUGCCGUUCUUCCCACGCAGACUCCUGAUGUCACCACCGCAUACAGUCGGCGAAAACCGAUGGGUUUGAUCAUUGCUCUUGAUGACAACGGCCAGGCUGCAGGGGAGCUGUUCUGGGAUGACGGAGAUUCCCGAGAGACUGUUCAAAAAGGCACCUACAUCCACUACCAUUUCACUGUUAUCUCCGGAGUACUGACCAUGCAGGUGACUCACGCCGGCUACCGGGAUCCAAACAACCUAAAGUUUGAGGACAUUACAGUCCUCGGGGUGCUUCACCCUCCCACGUCCGUCUCUGUGAUGCACGGAAACUCCAACAGCACAGUUCCAGAUGCCGACGUUCAAUACGACGGAGCCAAUGAGGUGCUGUUCUUACGGAACCUGUCCUUAGUCCUGGGGGAAACCUACCAGGUGCGCUGGGAGCAGGUCCGAGAAGAGUACCAACGCUUUGACUGCCACCCCGAGGAGCACGGCGACGAGGCAAAGUGCAAAGCCAGAGGAUGCAUCUGGAAGGAAAGCACACUGGCAGGCGUGCCGUGGUGCUUCUUUCCAAAAGACUACGGAUAUUCUUUCGAGAGAAUCGAAGAAACCGACUCGGGCGUUUCGUUCGAUAUCAGUCGGAACAAAGCGUACCGGAGCACUGGACGCCCCGGAUCACCUGAUGUUGACAACCUCCGUGUUCAGAUCACCUACCACAGCAGCCACAUGCUACAGUUCAAGAUUUGGGACCCGGCCACGGAUCGUUACGAGGUUCCAGUGCCGUUGUCUGUCCCACCUGUCCCCGAGACUAAUGAGGACAAGAGGCUUUACAAGGUCCUUUUCAAGAAGAAUCCAUUUGGCAUCCAGGUGAUACGGAAAAGCACAGGAACCAAAAUUUGGGACUCCUCUCUGCCAGGCUUUACCUUCUCCGACAUGUUCAUCCAAGUGUCGACGCUUCUGCCCUCCCGGUACGUGUACGGCUUUGGGGAGACGGAACAUCAAACUUACAAACACGACCUGAACUAUCACACCUGGGGUAUGUUCUCCAAGGACCAGCCACCUGGUUACAAGGUGAACUGCUAUGGCGUGCAACCGUUCUAUAUGGGCCUGGAGACCACUGCAGACGCUCACGGCGUGUUGCUGCUGAACAGCAACGCAAUGGACGUGACUUUCCAGCCGACGCCAGCUUUGACCUACCGGACUGUGGGGGGCAUCCUGGAUUUCUACAUGGUGCUGGGACCCACACCCGAGAUGGUGGUGCAGGAGUACACCGCUCUGAUCGGACGACCCGUUCUACCCGCCUAUUGGUCCCUUGGAUUCCAGCUUUGUCGCUAUGGUUACGCCAACGACCAGGAGAUAGCCGAUCUAUACAAGGGGAUGAGGGAAGCAGGCAUACCUUAUGAUGUGCAAUAUGCAGACAUCGACUACAUGGAUCGGCAGCUGAACUUUGUCCUGGACCCUGAUUUUGCUGGACUCCCUGCCCUGGUUAAAAACAUGAGAAAAGACGGCAUGCGGUUCAUCUUCAUUCUGGAUCCGGCUAUUUCAGGCAAUGAGACUAAUUACCCUGCCUUUGACAGAGGUAAAGCUGCCGAUGUCUUCAUCAAAUGGCCCAAAAACCUUGGUGGUGACAUUGUGUGGGGGAAGGUAUGGCCAGAUUUACCCAAUAUAUAUGUCAAUGAAUCACUGGACUGGGAUACCCAAGUAGAGCUCUACAGGGCUCACACCGCCUUCCCUGACUUCUUCCGCAAUGCGACCGUGAAUUGGUGGCGUCAAGAAAUCAUGGAUUUCUAUCAGAAUACGAUGAAAUUUGAUGGCAUCUGGAUCGAUAUGAAUGAACCUGUUUCUUUUGUGCACGGCACAGUAGGGGGGAAGUGUUUGGGUAACCCUUUGCUUGAUAAUCCUCCAUAUAUGCCAUCUUUGGAAUCCAGACAUCUCGGUUUAAACCAUAAGACCUUGUGCAUGAACAGCGAACAGAUACUGAGUGACGGAAAGGCAGUCAAGCACUACGAUGUCCAUAGCCUCUACGGGUGGUCCCACUCCAAAGCUACUUAUGACGCCCUGCUGGAUGUGACAAAUAAAAGAGGAAUAGUGGUGACCAGGUCCACUUACCCCUCCAGCGGAAAAUGGGUAGGACAUUGGCUGGGUGACAACAAUUCAAGCUGGGACCAGUUAUAUAAAUCCAUCAUAGGCAUGAUGGAAUUCAGUCUGUUUGGCAUCUCUUAUACCGGGGCGGACAUAUGCGGGUUCUUUAAUGAAGCAGAGUAUGAGAUGUGUCUUCGCUGGAUGCAACUGGGUGCUUUCUAUCCAUACUCACGUAACCACAACGGCAAGAACAGCCGGAGACAAGAUCCGGUUGCCUGGAACUCCACCUUCGCAGAGACAUCCCGGAAAGUCCUCAACAUCCGUUACACCCUCCUGCCGUACCUCUACACGCUCAUGUUUGAAGCCCACGUCUCAGGAAGCACCGUCGUCAGACCGCUAUUGCACGAGUUUGUGACGGAUCGGACUACUUGGGACAUUCAUAAACAGUUUCUCUGGGGACCUGCUCUUCUAAUCACGCCUGCCCUUGAAGCGGAAGCUACACAGGUCCAGGGUUAUGUCCCUGAUGCACGCUGGUAUGACUACUACACGGCCAAAUAUAUCAAUGUGCGUCGCCAAAUGAUCUCGAUGCCCACACCGAUGGACCAUAUCAAUCUUCACAUCAGAGGAGGAUACAUCAUACCUUGGCAGAAACCAGAGAACAUGACGUUCUACAGCCGGCGGAAUCCUCUGGGACUGAUCGUUGCCCUGAGCGACGCCGGGACGGCGCACGGAUCCUUCUUCUGGGACGACGGGGAGGGAAUAGACACUGUUGGAAAGAAGCAAUAUCUGCAGACCUCCAUGGCUGUGAAAUCGAACACCUUGUCGAGUGAGGUUGUCCAUAAUGGCUUGUUUGCAGCUGACCAUUUGAUCCUGGGGGUGGUAAAAGUGUGGGGGACGGGCAGUGCUCACAUCAGGAAUGUGAAUCUGACGGAUGUGGCCGGAGACUCGUACGCUUUGAAUUUUAGUUUCAGUGCUGUGACUCAGGAGCUGAUAAUAAAUGCAACUGCGACGUCUGUCCGUGUGGAUCAAGGCUUCACGAUUACAUGGAAGGCCUGAUGUUAUGUAUAUUCAACAUCCCUGUGCAGAAAGGCUCAUUUAUACGAUUGUAAAUUAUUCUUACCAAAUGAUGCAUUCCCAGUUAAACACAUUAAAACACAUUUAAGAGAAAAUUUCACAAUGUCAAAUCCAUUUGCUGUCAAAAUUAUUUUCCAAAUAAACUUUAUU